Messenger RNA from Bursaphelenchus okinawaensis, 1062 nucleotides. NCBI's taxonomy places the organism in Eukaryota, Metazoa, Nematoda, Chromadorea, Rhabditida, Aphelenchoididae. The record is from the annotation of a GenBank genome assembly.
AUGUCGGUUCGAAGCUUCUUCAAUGGACUUUCGGUUUCAGAAACUUCUGUAACUCCUUUCAAAGUAUGUGUUUUAGGAAUCGGAAAGGUGUAGCUAAUGUGAAAUAUGAAGUUUUAAUUUUAAACACAGAUUUAAUUUUCAGUUUUUGCUUUGAUUUUUGUGUUUUUUUGCUUAUCUUUCACAGCAAUAUCUACUUUUAGUUAUAACUUUCGAUUCUUUAAAGAUAUUGCUUUAAAUUUUAAGAAGAUGAAAGAUAAUUAAUGUUUUAACUUUCAGACAGCGAUAUACGUUAUAAUCGCUCAACUAUCGGAUGUUUUCUCUCGGAUCACAUUGGAAGACGACGAUUUCACAGACGAAGCUAAUCGAUACAAAGAUGAACUCAACGAUCGACGAACAUACUAUUCCUUUUUGAUUUGGACAUUGAUACGUGGUCCUGAGAUGUCAUUGCCGAUUCUGAAGUGUUUUAUCUAUCAUUAUCUGAAUCAAUUUGACAACUUUUUCAAAGAGUUCAUCACUGCGUAAGUUAAUCUUGUUUUUUUUUGAUUGUUUGAUGUUUAGGUUGAUCAAAUACGAGAAGAAAGUGAUUGUGCCAACGAGGAUUGAGGAUGGAAAGGACAAGUCAAGAGCUAGCUUUGUGAAAUCGUUGACUUUGCUUGGAACUUUUAUUGAUAACGUGAGAUUUAAAGAAAUGGUUAAUAUUUUAGUUUUACAUGAUAGUAGGUUUGAUAUACGGCCUGUCAUGGGUUAAUUCAACUUUUCACUAGCUUUAUUUAACUUUAAAUUGUGAUUAUUUUAUAAAAUAUUGAUGUUUAGUUCGCGGACGAGUACAAUGACAUGCCAUGUGACAAACAAUUCAAGUUUUCGCUUUCCUGGAAGAAAUUCUUGGAGUCAACGGCUUCAGAGGAGGAGAUUCAGAAGUAUUCGACUGAAUGGAAGGUGGAUUUGAAGGAAAUUCUUGUAAAAAUUGUGGAUAUAGAGGAAAACGUUAGGCACGAUCAUCAAAGGGCAAAGAGGAAUGUGUUUUAUAAAAAAAUAACUGUUACUGGAAAGGAACUGGAUUGA